Molecule: messenger RNA, 6073 nt
Organism: Linum trigynum
Lineage: Eukaryota; Viridiplantae; Streptophyta; Magnoliopsida; Malpighiales; Linaceae
Source: the annotation of a GenBank genome assembly
GAUUUUCUCGGAUGAAGCAACUAAAUUGGGCCUUACGUGGGUGAUAACGAUGUAAUUGCACGUAUUUGCACCCCUAGUUCUUAUCCGUUUGAGGGGCAUAGUCGUGUAUUUUGGCCUAUUUUACGCCGGGUUGUGCUACUUUGUCAUAUUUCAGGUCCCAGGUGUCAAAGGAAAGGCUAAGUUCGAGUUUCGGGGCAUUCGGAAGUCAUUCGGUGGAGCUGGAGCCAAAACACGGGCACACCUAAAUAAGAACACGGCCGUGUUCCUAGGCCGUGCUUUUACUGCCGAGAGCUGAUUUGAGUUUGGCAAACACGAGCUGAAAACACGGGCGGGCUAGAGCAAAGCACGGCCGUGCCCUCGACCGUGCUUUGCCCUGUGAUGCCUUUUUAAGCAGAUUUCAGCCAAAAGAGAAGGGGAUUCGAGUUUUAGAGAGACAGAGCGAUUCCUAGAGAGAGAAAGCGACGACCAAGAGUUCCCAAGUGCCCUAGCUUGAUCUUCAUCACCAUUGGAGCUUGGCUUGAGCUUGUAGGAGUGCCAAUCAACGUCCAGGAGCAGGAAUCCAUCCUUCACAGUAUGAAUUCCGCGUUUGAUUCUGCUUUUGCUUCUUUCUCCAUGGAGUAGUUCUCCCAUUCAUCUGGGUAUGGAGAACCCUAGAUUUGUAUGUUAGGUUUGAUUGUAUGAACCCAAGUACUGAUUCUAUGAUUUGAUUAUAUUCAAUUGAGGUUUGAAUGAUUGAAUGGCAUGAAUCCUGAUCAAAUUCCUGUUGUUUCUGCUUUAACCUAGAAUGAGAAUAUCUGCUUAGGUUGAUAGAGCAUCCUUGAUUGAAGGUAGGGAGUUGGUGACUUUAGUCGAGGAGCCAACUCACUAUUCUGUACUGAAUUCACUUCGGUAGUGGAGGUUUUGUUGUUAGGGCCUCAAUCUGUUUACUCCGGUGGAGGUUAGUCGCCCGCUAGAGACUCAGAUUGAGAGGGUCUGAAGACCUUUAGUCGAGACUUCAGGCUGUUUAAGAACCUUCCGCAGUAUAACUAUCAUAGAAACUGAACUUGGUAAUUGCAAUCCGGCUUACCUGCAGUCUAGGGGGAACCAUAUCCGGGUGACCUCUCUUAAGCUGAAAAUAACAGUUUACUUGCUUUGUUUUGUUAGUUUAGAGUUGCAUUAAAGUUUCAUUGCUAGAUAACAAGAAUUCACCGAGUAGUCAUCAAAUCUAGGACCCGGGUUGACAUUUAAACCCAAACCCGCUAUACUACACUUUAGGAAGUGGUUUCACUUGGCCAAUUCCUAGAGUGACUGUAGAAGUGAGUCAAGUUUUUGGCGCCGUUACCGGGGACGGCUAGGUUGUUGAAGAAAAGUGAUUUCUGUUAAUUUAGGUUUUCUUUUCGCAUUGUUUGAUUUGUCCCACUUGUGCCUUCACGGGUUUGUUUGCUUGAGUGUGUGCAGGUAGUGCAUGAUCCGUAGCCAGUCGGGAGGUUUACUGGCCUUGAAUCCAGAGAUUGACCGCACCUGUCGCCAACUCAGGAGACAACAGCGAGUUAGACUGGCUACGGAAGAGCGCAUAGACGGCCACCUGAGUAGCGAUUCUGAGGAAGAGUACGGGAUGGACGGAGAAUACAAUCCACACCAGGGGAAUCCUCACCAGGCUCCCCCGGGGAAUCAAGUCCUGGGGGACAACCCCAUACCCCAGGAUCAUGGGGCUCAUCAUCAUCCACCGCCGCCGGGUCCCACCUUGGAGUACUACUACACUCCACGGAUUGCUGACAUCCGCCCGGUCAUCCUCUACCCGCCUAUUCCAGCAAACAACUUCGAGAUCAAGCCAUGCUGGAUUCAGCUCAUUACAUCCUCUAUCCAGUUCCAUGGCUUGAAGGAUGAGGAGGCCAGGGUACAUCUUUCCCGUUUUCUGCAGCUGACGAACGGGUUCAAGCUGAAUGGUGUCCCUGAUGAUGCAAUCCGCCUUCAGCCCUUCCCCCAUUCUCUGGCGGGGAAUGCUAAGAGGUGGGUGGAGACCCAGCCCCCAUUGUCCAUCACCUCUUGGGACGAUCUGGCUGACAAAUUCAUGCACAGGUACUAUCCGGCAUCGAAGACUACAGAGAUCCAGCGGGAGAUCACUCACUUCUGCCAAGAGCCAGAUGAGUCACUUCGUGAUGCAUGGGAGCGGUACAGGGGAUAUUUCUGGCAGUGUCCCCAUCAUGGCUUCAGUAAUGCAUUCACAGUGGGGAACUUCUACAGUGCUCUCUCUCCGGACAGCCAGAGGGUGAUUGAGUCUCUAUGCCCAGGAGGGGAUAUUCUUACUAAGACUCCACCCGAGCUGAACCAGAUGAUCAAUACCUUGGCUGCCAGAGACCAUUCUUGGGGGCAGAGCAGCAGAGGCAAACAUUCCCGGGACCGUGGUGUGCACGCCAUGGAGACCAGAUCCGGGCUCGAGCAACAAGUAGCUGAGUUGGUGCAGACAUUGAAGCAGCCCAACAGUCUUAUUCCGGGCAGAGGUUUGGCCACACCUUCAGUAGCUCAAUGUCAGUGGUGUGAGAGCUCAAAUCACUUAGUGGAAGACUGCCAGGCUAUGAGGGAGUCUACUACUCCCCAAGAGCAGUUGGACUUUAUCGCCAAUGCUCGGCGCCUCGACCUGUACAGUAAUACAUAUAAUGAGGGGUGGCGACAACAUCCCAAUUUCGCCUGGAGCAGCAACACCACUAAACCACCUGGUUUCCCAGCACCAGCUGGUGGCUUUCAGCAGAGGCAGCCCUUCCAGGCUCGACAGGGGCCAGCCCCACAGCAGCAACCCUACCAGCCUAGGCAGGGGCAACCAUUCCAGCAGCCUCAGCGCCAGUUUGCCGAGCCAGCAACAGCUUCAGCCCCAGAUGAUCGGAUGACAAAGCUAGAGAAUAUUCUAGCUUCAUUCAUGACUAGCACUCAGGCAACUAUCACGAGGUUGGACCAGAGCGUAGCCGCACUGGAGGCAGGUCAGAGGAACCAAGGUGCCAUUUUGCAAGAUCUGCAGCACCAGGUGGGUAUCUUGGCCCACCAAAACACUACCAGGGCACCGGGGACUCUGCCUGCCACCACUAUUCCGAAUCCUUGUGAUCCUCACCAGCAUCAGCAGUUGGAUGCCAUUUUUACCAUGAGCGGUAAGACCACUUCUGCUGAUCCUGUCCCGGCCAGGCAGGAGGAACCACUACCUGCUUCAGCACUUCCAGCCGACGAUGCAGCAGUGCGGGUGGAGAAGGAAGCCCCUGCUCCCAAGCCACAACCAGCGGUUAAGGAGCAUGUACCCCAGCUUCCCUUCCCCACUCGCCUACACAAAGACAAGUUGGAGACUGAGUUUGCCAAUUUUAUGGCAAUGUUGAAGCAGCUCAACAUCAACAUACCGUUUGUGGAGGCACUGUCGAAGAUGCCCAAGUACGCGAAGUUCAUGAAAGACCUCCUCACCAACAAGAAGAAACUUGGGGAUCUCUCGACAGUGUUGCUGAGCGAGGAGUGUUCGGCUAUCCUGCAGAACAAGCUGCCCGAAAAGCGCCAGGACCCAGGGAGUUUUACUAUCCCUCUUACUAUUGGCAGCAUGCAUGUAGGCAAGUCCUUGGCGGACCUAGGCGCUAGCAUAAACGUCAUGCCAUAUAAGUUGUAUAAAAAGCUAGACCUAGGUGAACUUAGUCCUACUAGGAUGAGCAUUCAGCUAGCUGAUCGUUCCAUUGUGCAUCCUAGGGGCAUCAUAGAGGAUCUGCUAGUUAAUGUAGGUGCAUUCACAUAUCAUGUUGAUUUUGUUAUUCUUGAUAUACAUGAGGAUGUGGAUGUGCCUUUGAUUCUGGGUAGACCAUUUCUUGCCACCGCCAAGGCACUUAUUGAUGUGCAUGAUGGUAAACUGAUCCUGCGUGCUGGGAAUGAACAGGCUACUUUUUCUGUGACUGAAUUUGAUCACUGUGCUAUGAUUGCUGUCACACCUGUGCAUGCCAUUUCUGAUCAGGUACACGAGCCUGUUGUGUAUCCUUCUGCACCUAUCAUUUUGCAGGACCCUCCUAUCAUUCCUUCGCCGCCACCCCAUCUAGUCUCGCCUCCGAACAAAAAGAUCAAGGAGGAGUGGCAGCCGAAGCAGCAGGUUGCUAAGCCUGCACGGAAGAAGGGUGGAGACCACUAUGAGCUGGUUCCACCCUUUGCACCACGACCACCCUGGCCAUCCGAGCAUUCACUCGUCUGCAUCUUGCCGGAUGGCCAGGUCGAGCUGACCGAUGAUGGUGGUCGCAUCCGUCGGGUGCAUGGCCACAACUUGAAGCUGUACCUCAAGAGCGACGUGGAUCCGCUCUUGGAGGCACCUGUUCCUGCACCUCCCUGAGUAUCUACCAUGGGCAUCCAGCUAAAAGACGGUAAAGAAGCGCUUGUGGGGAGGCAACCCCACCACGGUUUGACUUUCUUUCUUGUGUUUUGAGUCGGAUUGUAAACCGGUUUGGUUUUGGUUUGUUUUCUUUUGUUUUGGAUGAUGUAUUAUUGGGCUGACCAUUGGACCUAACAUAUUGUGUUUGAGCUCUUUGGUUUCCUUUAGCUAUGCUUGUCUUGACUGGUCCUCUCUCCAGUCCGCUUCACUCCGACUGGUCCGCUUCCAGUCUCCUGCAGUCCGUGCAUACCGGUAACAUCGUUCCCUUUCCCUUCCCUCUUCUCCAUUGAGGGCAAUGUCGAUCUUAAGUGUGGGGGGAUGUUUAUCUUUUGACUGCAUUAGAUCUGUUUGUGUGCUUGGAGCCUAGUCCACUGUUCAAAUUUUUAAAUUUGAGGACUCCAAGUACGUGUUUCCGUGCAAUUGCCUGCUCAGUAUGCUUUGAAUUGACAGUCUUUAUAGUAAUAUGCAACCUAGGGAGGUAGUGUAGCACUAUGGAGGAUGUUGAUGCAUUUAAGAAGUCUCAUUUCUCAUUAGGACCCUUGAAUUGUGUGGUGUUGUGGACUCUCUACAUGUCAUGGACUCUUUUUUCAUGUUUUGAGUUUAACAGGUGCUCGAAAAUGUGCUUUAAAAUAACGUCUCCCGUGCGAAUAGGGCGAAAGUGUGUAAGGGGAGACGGGAAUUCGUUCCCAAUUUCCACCUACUACCUCCAGCCCCCUUACAUGUCUUUCCCCCGCACGAGGCUCGAGACAUCCGCUCCUAGCAUGGCCGGUAAGAGCCGGGCUCCCGCAAAACCUCUGCUAGGUGGGAGCCCCCAUUUUCUGAAAAGCAGUUUGGGACCCUUGAAAAAAAAAAAACAGAAAACAAGCAAAACAGAAAGAAAAGGGGUUCAACCAUCUUCAAGAAGAAAAUAGAGCACCUUGAAUAAUGUGAGUCCAUGAUCCUUUGUUUUUGAGAAUCUCUUCAUUCACGAUUCAUUUGUCCUCUGUUCACUAUUUGCCAUGAUGCCGACUCGAUACUAGUGCUCUCGCCGAAGAAGCUAUGAGAUGACUUGUGCGUCGGUUGACCUCGUAAGCUGCUAAAUGAUCUAGGAAGUCCUCUACCUACGAUCUGGGUUGUUUGUUGCUAUAGAGGUCUGGAGAGUUGCAUUGGUUUGAGUUAGGUUUGCUUGGGGACAAGCAAACGGUUAAGUGUGGGGGAAUUUGAUAACGAUGUAAUUGCACGUAUUUGCACCCCUAGUUCUUAUCCGUUUGAGGGGCAUAGCCGUGUAUUUUUGGCCUAUUUUACGCUGGGUUGUGCUACUUUGUCAUAUUUCAGGUCCCAGGUGUCAAAGGAAAGGCUAAGUUUGAGUUUCGGGGCAUUCGGAAGUCAUUCGGUGGAGCUGGAGCCAAAACACGGGCACACCUAAAUCAGAACACGGCCGUGUUCCUAGGCCGUGCUUUUACUGCCGAGAGAUGAUUUGAGUUUGGAAAACACGAGCUGAAAACACGGGCGGGCUGGAGCAAAGCACGGCCGUGCCCUCGACCGUGCUUUGCCCAGUGAUGCCCUUUUAAGCAGAUUUCAGCCAAAAGAGAAGGGGAUUCGAGUUUUAGAGAGACAGAGCGAUUCCUAGAGAGAGAAAGCGACGAACAAGAGUUCCCAAGUGCCCUAGCUUGAUCUUCAUCACCAUUGGAGCUUGGCUUGAGCUUGUAGGAGUGCCAAUCAACGUCCAGGAGCAGG